Messenger RNA from Paramuricea clavata, 474 nucleotides. Lineage: Eukaryota; Metazoa; Cnidaria; Anthozoa; Malacalcyonacea; Plexauridae. The record is from the annotation of a GenBank genome assembly.
CUUUACACUGGAAGCGUCAGUGACAAAGAGAUUACUAGACAAUGUGGUUUCCUUCAACUGUUAAACCCAGGUGAUGUAAUUAUGGCAGACAAAGGGUUUAAUAUACAAGACUUAUUAGCAAUACAUCAUACAAGGCUACUUGCACCACCCAUAAUGAAAAAAGGCUGUAUUAAUGCCAAAUCAUCAAUAGCAACGAGAAGAAUAGCGAAGGCAAGAGUUCAUGUGGAACGCAUAAUAAGAAAGCUUAAAUGCUUCUGCUUUCUAAGAGGCACCAUCCCAUUGUCAUUUAAACCAUAUUUAAAUUCUGUUCUCAAAGUGUGUGCUGCUCUAGUAAAUUUGCAGCCAGCAAUCAUUCAAAACAAGACAGAUGAUGAUGAUGGGCUGAGUUUCAUGAACAGCAGUGAUGAUGAGUGUGAUGAUGAUGAGUGUGAUGAAGAUGAUGAUGUAUGUGAUGAUGAUAAUGAAUGUGCAUGA